Fraxinus pennsylvanica is the source of this 804-nucleotide messenger RNA. Lineage: Eukaryota; Viridiplantae; Streptophyta; Magnoliopsida; Lamiales; Oleaceae. The record is from the annotation of a GenBank genome assembly.
AUGGGAACUGUAAAACGAACAAAGGAAGUAUCCGUUAGUUCACGUAGGGAAAAGAAAAGUCAACCAGAACUGGAAGAACAUUUGCAUGAUAAUAACAAACUGAACAGCAUAAAUAUUUCUAAACAGGCCAACGACCCUCAGCAUCGGGAAGAUCUUAAAGAUGACUGUGUAGCAGAGCCUUCGGUAUCAUGUGCUGGUGACAAUCCCCUUCAUGGAGAUAAAAUAGCAGAUUUAGACAGUGAAAAAGAACUCCACCUUUUGACAAAAGAAAAUGAAGAGGGGAAAAGGGUGGGGUACAAAUUUCCAGGAGAUCAUGGGAAACAACUAAUCGCUGUGGAGGCAGUUAGUAAAUCUGGAGGUGGUCUUCCUUCUGCCACGGCCCCACAGAGAAGCAAUGGAAAUGAACAUGCUGAAGUCAGAUCUAAGAAGAAAGUCUCAUGCCAACCAGGAACAGAUUUAGCUCAUCAAUUGACAUGCUCUUCAAAUAGUAAUGGAGAACAAAUUUCUGAAGAAGAAAAUGAGAGUUCUGGUGCUUCCAAGUUCUUCAUAAGCAUCCGAAAGCAGGAAAGGCAACAUUCAUAUCCAGCUAUUCCUCUACUGAGGCGGAAGAAGAUCCCGUGGACAAGAGUAGAAGAGGAGACAUUGAAGGAAGGGGUACAGAAAUUUUAUAGUGCUCAUGAUAGAAAUAUUCCAUGGAAGAAAAUUUUGGAAUUUGGAGCUGAAGUUUUCCUAAGAGGUCGUACUGCAAUAGACCUCAAAGAUAAAUGGAGAAACCUUUGCAAAGGAAGCCCAAAAUCAAAAUGA